UGCGGCAUUUCACAUUCCGAGCGUGGAACGACGGGGGAGGCUAAAAAAAAGGAGCCUUAACUCACUGGUUGUGUUGUGUUCAAACAAAAAACGUGUGCGCGUGUGUGUUGGUGCCCCAGGGUAUUGACUGCUAGGCUCCCUAAUCGGAUCGGCACGAACUGCCUUGACUCGUGCAGAAUAAUAGACCGCGGACACGGGUUUCGUGACGUAGCAGCAAAAGUGACGUGUGUGUUAGCGGUUUGUUUUUGUUUUGAACGCACAUUAACCGGAACGCCAGGCGGAGUGAUUAGGGGACAAGCACGCCCCGAAAAAAAAAAGGAAACACCGAGGUUGUGCUGCUUCUUGUCUGCUUUCGUUUUUUGCUCCAACAGUCGCAUCAAUUGCGCAGGAAGGUCAAAGGUAGCUCCAGCGCUAUCGGCGUCCGGUUGGCAGGAAAUUUCCGCCGCCGACACCGGCACGGGCAAGGCAGUGUUCCCGAGAUGCGUCCGACAAUCGCUGUUCAAACGGACGGAAAUGGGCCGUCGGCGGACAUCUAAUUACUGGCCGAUUAGACGUAGGUUUGGGGGUUUGGCGGGUAAUUUGACCGGGACCGGGCGGGGGUCCGCGCUCCAAAGCUGAUAACGGACGUUGGUGGACGACGCUGGUCGAAGGACGAAGGUGCCGAAAAACCCAACGCUGAGUUAUUGGUGCUUAUAUGGGGUCCGGCCGGCGUGCGUCGGGUUUAGUUUUAGAACGGCACCCGUCUGCGGCGGUACACAGCGAUCGGAGCUGAGUUGUUCGUGAGUGAAGAGAAAGUCUCCCCCAACAAGGAAAACCAUAAGAAAGCAGUGACUAUUUUAAAGAUCAACAUUCAACCACAACCGCCGCGUUGUUACAAUCAAGCGUCCCUUCGUAGGGCUACACAAGCUACACUAGCCAUCGCUUGCUACCCGGGCAUAAAUGCAUAACGCCUACUUUUUGCUGUUCAACCGGUGCGACAGUGCGAACGAGACGCCACUCUCCUGGCUGGAGAUCCUGGACAAGGGCUAAACAAAAAAACGGCGGACUACAGAGUCGUUUAUCGAGAGUUCUCUACUAUUUACAAUCGUCUACUACUCAUACCCACACACACACCCACACACACACACAGAUAUAUAGCAAUUCUGAGCAAGGAGGAUGGCUCCCAAGUUUCGAGAGGCUGACCAGACGACGCCACUGCUGCUGGACCGCAACACUCACGACAGCAACAACAAUAACAGCAAUGGUGACAUCGGUGGCGUCGUCCGGAAGGCAAAGUCAUACAACGGAAGUGCGUUCGUGAGCAUCGAGGAGUUGGCUGGGGGGAAGAUGGCGGUGGACCCGGUCGCCCACCGGAAGCUGGAGCAUCCGACCACGAACCUCGACACGCUGAUGCACAUGCUGAACGGGAACCUGGGCACCGGCAUCCUGGCGAUGCCGGACGCGUUCAAGAACGCCGGCCUGUACGUGGGCUUCUUCGGUACGCUGGCGAUGGGCGUCAUCUGCACGCACUGCAUGCACCUGCUGGUGCGCUGCUCGCACGAGCUGUGCCGCCGGUACGGCCGGCCGUCGCUGUCGUACGCCGAGGUCGGGUUCUGUGCGCUCGACUCCGGGCCGCGCUGGUCGCAGCCGCUGGCCGGCGGCUUCCGGUGUCUGAUCAACGCCUUCCUGAUCGUGAUGCAGCUUGGUCUCUGCUGCGUCUACUACCUCUUCGUGGCGGUGAACCUGCGCGAGCUGCUCGAGUACCUGGGCGUGCAGGCGUCCGUGCUGACGGUGUUGCUGUAUCUGCUCGUGCCGCUCGCGGCUAUGAACAUGAUCCGCAGCCUGAAGCUGCUCACGCCGACGUCGCUGGUUGCGUCGGUGCUGGCCAUUGCCGGGCUCGCGAUUGCCUUCCUCUACCUGCUGCGGGAUCUCCCGCACAGUGCCUCCGUGCGGCCAGUGUCGUCCUGGUCCACGCUGCCCCUCUACUUCGGCACGGUGAUGUACGCGUUCGAGGGCAUCGGUGUGGUGCUGCCGCUCGAAAACAACAUGGCGCAGCCGCGCGACUUUGUCGCCUGGAACGGGGUGCUCAACACCGGCAUGACCGUCGUCGUCUGCCUCUACUCGGCCGUCGGUUUCUACGGCUAUCUGCAGUACGGCGAGCAGGCGCAAGGCAGCGUUACACUCAACCUGCCCAACGAUGCGCUACUCGCCCAGCUGGUGCGCCUGCUGAUGGCGGUGGCCGUGCUCGCCUCGUACGCGCUCCAGUUCUACGUGCCGAUGACCAUCCUGACGCCGGCCGUUACCAGCCGCCUUCCCCACCGCCACCGGCACUGCGCCGAGUACGCGCUCCGGCUCGCCACCGUCCUCCUAACGUUCGUGCUGGCCGCCAUCAUACCGAACCUCGGCACGUUCAUCUCGCUCGUCGGUGCCGUCUCCACCUCGACGCUGGCGCUCGUCUUUCCACCCCUGAUCGACCUGCUCACCGCCUGGCCCAACCCCGACCGGCCCGGUCGCGUCUGGCUCAUCACGAAGGACGCGCUCAUCAUCGCGUUCGGUGCGUGCGGGUUCUUCUUCGGCACCGCCAAAAGCCUCGCGACAAUCCUCGAAGGUGACGGCGCCGGCAACCCGCACUGACCGGCCCGCCGCGAGCUGAUUUGACACACAACACAAACCGACCGACGCCGACCAUCCGGGGCCCUGGGCGAGCCCGAUCCAGCCGGAACCGACCAGGGGCAACCGUAACCGGGUGAUGGGAGUAACGUAACGUAGUCUCGAGAAGCAGUGGGUACGGAAGAAACAUCUUUUAGGAUAUAAUUAGUUUGUUUUUACUACGGAAUUGCGAGCAGAGGAGGCAAAUGUCCCGCCAAAUGGGUGUAUAGUAAUCAUCGCGAUGGGACCUGAAAUUCUAGUGUGUACGUUUUUUUUGUUGCUAACUGUGUGUGUGGUCGCUGUAGUCGUACGGGAAGAGUGUAUAAAAAUGCUUAAGAACAAGCAGUCCCGGGCGAACUCCCGGCGACGAAACCAUGUAGACUUAGCUAAGAAGUAUAUGGGGCAGUAAUAAAAUCGUAAACGUAAACAGAUUGUAACGGGCGGAAUUUGUAGGAAACAGAGAGAGAGCUAAUAAAGAAAGGAGCGCCGAAGGAAAAGCUCGAAAUGCACAAUCUGAUAGCAAUAAAAAAAACGCCGCGAAGCGAGGGAAAGAGCGAGGAGCCUUUUCUCCACCCGCAGAUGAUGGAGUGUGCGUGUGUGGGUGCGUGUGUGCGGCACGAAAGAAAGGGUCCACGCCCACCAUAUGGGCGCCCAAGUGGGUCGAGCUG
This is a messenger RNA of Anopheles coustani, 3296 nucleotides long. Its product is annotated as proton-coupled amino acid transporter 2-like. The coding region runs from base 1156 to 2613 and encodes 485 amino acids. The transcript has 2 exons. Gene Ontology annotation, biological process: amino acid transmembrane transport. Gene Ontology annotation, cellular component: vacuolar membrane. NCBI's taxonomy places the organism in Eukaryota, Metazoa, Arthropoda, Insecta, Diptera, Culicidae. The record is from RefSeq and is a predicted model, not a curated record. Gene Ontology annotation, molecular function: amino acid transmembrane transporter activity.